AUGUCUUCGGGCGGCCGACUAGCUCCAGUACCACCUCCAAAGCCAAAAACUUUCAGCCGGAAUGUAAUUACUUACGCCCAGAAACAAGGUGAGCCUAAUUGCAAGUCUGCUUAUUUGAAUCAUUUUUUUAAAUUUUGAAAAGUUCCUUUCUAAAUUUUUCGUUGUGUGAAUGAUAUUGAACACUUCUUCAAGUCUCUCGACUUUUUCCAGUUUUUCAAUCGACAGAAAAACAAGGAAUUUUUACUCAAUAGCGCUAAAAAUAUGAUUCUUGAACGUAGGUUUUCUUUUCAUAGGGCUUUUAAACUUAAAAAUUUCGCCCACACUAUACAAGUUUUCUUUUUAAUCAUCUGGCAGAACUCCGAAAGAAACUCAAGUUCAUUUUGGAUAGAAAUGAGGGCUCGGAAAAGCUUUUCGUGCCUAAGCCGUUCUCCAACUUGAAAAAUCCAUGCACCCAUCAAUCACCGCAGAAAAAAAAAAACAAACAAGGCAAACGUUAGAAAAUCUCGUAUAGCUGCAGCAUUCUUCUCAAUUUUCUCCUUUUAUCUUAGUAAAUUAACUUUUUCUAACGAUAUUGAAACUCUAAUAGACUGAGACGUCACAAGUUUGAAAUGUUUCAUUCAAUUUUCAGUGGACGGCGUCGCAACUCCUCAAGACAGCGACACGGACAGCGGGAUUAGCGCUGACUGCGAUCAAAACUCACCCAGGUGCUCCAACUUUGCACAUUUUUUUUUUAAUUGAGAUUUUUUAAGGCAAUUCAACAACACACAUAGUGCUCAACGAGGUGCUCAAAACUUGAAAUACGUGAAUAGCGUGUUCCCCAACUAUAACAAUUAUCACCAAACCUACCGUAAUCCUUCCACCUCCGACUAUUUAACGCCGGACUCGGCCAGGUUUUACUCAUUCUUGUGUCUUUCUCGUCAAAAAGCAUGUACAGACGAAUCGCGGCUCUUUCCACUCCACGUCGGCUUCCAGCACAGCCUCCUGCAGCGACAUUGAACAAAUCAAAGCAAUUUCGUGUCCGAUUUGCAGAUGAAGUAUGGCUUCUGCUCAAUUUGUUUCUGAAGACCCAGCUUUCCAGGUCGAUAGCGGGGCUUCAACUUCUAGUGGUCAUUCGUCGGCAACUAAUUCUCCGCGCAACGAUCUGCUCGAAAUAAACUCUCGUAUGUUUUAUUUCUACAAUCGAAAAUCUGAUCUCUACUGUCAAAAAUUUAGUUUCUGUGUUUUUUUUAAAAUCUGAAAUUACAUCAACAAAAAAUGUCACCCAACUGAAAAAGUAAGAAAAUCAGAAUGAGAAAGGUAACCGACUUCCCGGUUUCACUCACAAAAAUACGAAAAAACUACUUUCAAACUUCUUCAUGUUUUCAGCAGCUUUCGGAACCAGUUACAACUCGCCCAGAGAAACAAACGAAGCACUACGAUCCUCAACGUCGGACCUUUCACAAAGCCGAACCGACAGCUUACGUAUUAUCCGUCGAAUAUGCGCUGAGAAAAACUGAGUUGCUUUCAGAAAGAUCAGCGCAGCGAAGACAGCCAUCCAUGCAGCAACCCCCGCCGUCUUUUAAAAUAGGACACUUAAAAGAACCCUUGGAGCCGCCGUCUUAUUCGAUUGCAUUACAGAGAUUGAGGUAUUGUUUGAAUUGUCAAUUCUGAGAAUUAGCACUAAAUUCUCCUGAGGUUUUGCGGGUCCAGAUUGAGAAAAAUCUGAUUGAUGGAAAAAAAAAAUUGUCUUUUCACAUAUUCUUCAGCUCGCCUUUUUUUUUCAAUUUGUUGGCGAAAGAUGGCAAUUAUAGCAUUUCUUUCGAAGUUACAGUCACGAAAUUAUGAAUUCUGGAUUCACAUAGUGAUGAAGAAAUUCUGUUUGUUUCAGGAAAGUCAGCCAGCCGUCCGAGUCAUUGAGAGACGCAGUGAUCCGCCGAAAUGUUACAGACACGUUGCAGCGACAAUUCCGACAACGGUGAAUAAUCAAAAAAAGCAUCAUUAACUGAAUUUUCGUAAUCUUCAUUUGGACUAUAAUUGAGAAAAAUGAUCCUGAAAAUUUUCAGAUCAUCCUCACUGCCGCGAGGAAACAAAACUUACUUUGAUGGGGUCGACUCAGUGGCUUACGAUUACCAGCCUUACAAUAAUCAGGUAAUUUCCCAAAAUUUUUCAGAAAAAAAAACAUUUUUACAGAGCGCAUUAAUAAACAAUCAACUGCCCGGUAGUCUGGAUAAUCUGCACAUAACCGUGAGUCAGACUUUUCUUUUUACAUUGAACUUUGUAGACUGAGUUAAAUUUUUGCGUUCCAGCAGCUGUAAAACUUUUCUGUCCGUUAUUCUUUGAGCCUUGAUUUUUUUUUGAUAUAUGAAGCCGUGGCGCAGAAGUUGUUUGGGGUCGGGAGUACGGAUACACGAAUAUAUCAAAAAAAAAAAUAAACAAGAAAUGCUCAUAAAUUAAAAAUAGUUGCCUAGUUCACCUAUCAUUCUGAUUGGCUAGAAACUUCACAAGGAAAAAUCGCGCAAUUAUUUCUCCUCACAUACGCUAUUUUACGAAAUAUAUUUAAAACAAUAAGUUUUAAUUUUAUCAUCCUGGAUUCUAAAAAAAGUUUUUUUCUUUCAAAAGUACAAAAAAACUUGCUAACAACGUUUUUGCGGAAAUGCGGCGCUCAAAGCCAUCCUAGAGGCGCAUAGAAGACAACAUGGCGAAAGUCGCGGCUGGUCGGGGGAAGAACAACAGGGGGGUAUACAAAGAAUGGCGCUCGUCUGGCCAGCGGGGCUCUGCCCCCGCAAAAAGUACCCACGGUUGAGAGUUGAGUCCGCGGUCCGGAUCCGACAUUCCAGGUUUAAAUUGAGGUUUGGCCUGGAGUGCCGAGCCUAACUUGACCGCGGCAAGCUCUUUUGAAAUUUUUUUAUUUUUUUUUUGUACAAAAAUGGGAGUCUUUGAAAAAAUAUACCGGUUCAGACGGGUACAAUGAAACGAAGAAAGCUGCCGACUGCACCUCUUAUGGGCUCGUCUUGUAUGCUUCACAUGGCGGAUAACGACGAACUUUCAACGUUCCGAGCUAUGCAACAUCAAAGAAUGAUGGACUGCGACAGGUUUUUUUCUUCUGUAUAUUCUCGAGAGUUCAAAAACUACAGAGAACUCAAAAGACAGCCGGUUAUGUUGCGACGGAUGGAUUCUCCAAUUCGAUACGCUUCAGCUUCUGCUAACAACUCCUAUGACAGCUCUAGUUUCGGGUAAGAUUUCAGUAAGAAAAGACUCAAAAAUCAUAGAAAAAAGAGGAAAAAUCAAGAUUCAGAUUUCUGCUACUUCUAUUUUUAACUUCUUAGUUCCUGUUCUACUCACGACCUUAUUCAGAAAAAGCGUUUUUUGUAUGAAAGUGAUUUGUACAAAUCUACAAAGUUUACCCGUUGAAGAUUUGAAUAUUCAUCGCUUGCUUUGGGAAAAAUACUAGUGAAGCUUCCGACUUUUUCUGCUGCAGCAGUGUGUCAAUGACCUUCAAGCUUGAUUUUUAAAGAUCUUUGGCAAAAAUUGAAGAAAAACCGGUUUCAAAGAACCGUCUCAAAGUUAUUGAAAAUCUCGAUUUUAUGUGCCAAUCUGCUUUACAAAACGCUACUCAGGCCGGAUGGAGUCCGUGCUCAACUGAUAGCCUUGGAUCAGAGGGGAUUUCGUCGCGUGAUGGUUGAAAAAAUGAUGCCAGGACCAUUCGGAUUCUACAUCGCCACUGGCAUGGUAUCAGGAACACGAGGUACCUCACAACUCCCGGAAUUGUUUAUACUGUGAAGCGUUCAGGAAUAUUUAUUUCGCGAGUCUCGCUGCCCAGUCUCUCACCGAUGCUUUCCGUUGGCGACGAGAUCAUUUACGUUGACGAGGAACUCAUCAAGGGCCGCUCCCUGGAAUAUGUUCAGUCUGUGAUCGCCGGCAAAACCACAGUCACUAUCACUUUGCUCCCGGCUGUUGGCCAACCUGCUUUUUGA
Molecule: messenger RNA, 3953 nt
Organism: Caenorhabditis auriculariae
Lineage: Eukaryota; Metazoa; Nematoda; Chromadorea; Rhabditida; Rhabditidae
Source: the annotation of a GenBank genome assembly